AUGAGUUCCCAAUUGGGCUCUUCAUUGACCCGAGAAAGCCUUCCCACACACACUGGGAAGGCACACAAUGGGAAGGAACUCAAUGGGAAGGAACACAGUGGGAAGGAACACAAUGGGAAGGAACUCAAUGGGAAGGAACACAGCGGGAAGGAACACAGUGGGAAGGAACACACUGGGAAGGAACACAGUGGGAAGGAACACAAUGGGAAGGAACUCAAUGGGAAGGAACACCGUGGGAAGGAACACAAUGGGAAGGAACACAGCGGGAAGGAACACAGUGGGAAGGAACACACUGGGAAGGCACGCAAUGGGAAGGAACACAGUGGGAAGGAACACAGUGGGAAGGAACACAGUGGGAAGGAACACAGUGGGAAGGAACACAAUGGGAAGGAACACAAUGGGAAGGAACACAGUGGGAAGGAACACAGUGGGAAGGAACACAGUGGGAAGGAACUCAAUGGGAAGGAACACAGUGGGAAGGGACACAAUGGGAAGGAACACAGUGGGAAGGAACACAAUGGGAAGGAACACAAUGGGAAGGAACACAGUGGGAAGGAACACAGUGGGAAGGAACUCAAUGGGAAGGAACACAGUGGGAAGGAACACAGUGGGAAGGAACACAGUGGGAAGGAACUCAAUGGGAAGGAACACAGUGGGAAGGCACACAAUGGGAAGGAACACAGUGGGAAGGAACACAAUGGGAAGGAACACCGUGGGAAGGAACUCAAUGGGAAGGAACACAAUGGGAAGGAACACAGUGGGAAGGAACACAGUGGGAAGGAACUCAAUAGGAAGGAACACAGUGGGAAGGAACUCAAUAGGAAGGAACACAAUGGGAAGGAACACAGUGGGAAGGAACACAAUGGGAAGGAACACAGUGGGAAGGAACACAGUGGGAAGGAACUCAAUAGGAAGGAACACAAUGGGAAGGAACACAGUGGGAAGGAACUCAAUAGGAAGGAACACAAUGGGAAGGAACACAGUGGGAAAGAACACAAUGGGAAGGUACGCAAUGGGAAGGAACACAGGGGGAAGGAACUCAAUGGGAAGGAACACAAUGAGAAGGAACACAAUGGGAAGGAACACAGUGGGAAGGAACACAGUGGGAAGGAACACAGUGGGAAGGAACACAGUGGGAAGGAACACAAUGGGAAGGUACGCAAUGGGAAGGAACACAAUGGGAAGGAACACAGUGGGAAAGAACACAAUGGGAAGGUACGCAAUGGGAAGGAACACAGGGGGAAGGAACACAGUGGGAAGGUACGCAAUGGGAAGGAACACAGGGGGAAGGAACACAGUGGGAAGGAACACAGUGGGAAGGAACACAAUGGGAAGGAACACAAUGGGAAGGAACACAAUGGGAAGGAACACAGUGGGAAGGAACACAAUGGGAAGGAACUCAAUGGGAAGGAACACAAUGGGAAGGAACACAGUGGGAAGGAACUCAAUUGGAAGGAACACAAUGGGAAGGAACUCAAUGGGAAGGAACACAAUGGGAAGGAACUCAAUGGGAAGGAACACAAUGGGAAGGAACUCAAUGGGAAGGAACACAGUGGGAAGGAACACAAUGAGAAGGAACACAGUGGGAAGGAACACAGUGGGAAGGAACACAGUGGGAAGGAACUCAAUGGGAAGGAACACAAUGGGAAGGAACACAAUGGGAAGGAACUCAAUGGGAAGGAACACAAUGGGAAGGAACACAGUGGGCAGGAACACAGUGGGAAGGAACACAGUAGGAAGGAACACAGUGGGAAGGAACUCAAUGGGAAGGAACACAAUGGGAAGGAACACAAUGGGAAGGAACACAGUGGGCAGGAACACAGUGGGAAGGAACUCAAUGGGAAGGAACACAGUGGGCAGGAACACAGUGGGAAGGAACACAGGGGGAAGGAACACAGUGGGAAGGAACACAAUGGGAAGGAACACAGUGGGAAGGAACACAGUAGGAAGGAACACAGUGGGAAGGAACACAGUGGGAAGGAACACAGUGGGAAGGAACACAGUAGGAAGGAACACAAUGGGAAGGAACACAGUGGGAAGGAACACAGUGGGAAGGAACACAGUAGGAAGGAACACAGUGGGAAGGAACACAGGGGGAAGGAACACAGUGGGAAGGAACACAGUGGGAAGGAACACAGUGGGAAGGAACACAGUCGGAAGGAACACAGUGGGAAGGAACACAGUGGGAAGGAACACAGUGGGAAGGAACACAGUGGGAAGGAACACAGUGGGAAUACACACAAUGGGAAGGAACACAAUGGGAAGGAACACAGUGGGAAGGAACACAGUGGGAAGGAACACAGUGGGAAGACACACAAUGGGAAGGAACACAGUCGGAAGGAACACAGUGGGAAGGAACACAGUGGGAAGGAACUCAAUGGGAAGGAACACAGUGGGAAGGAACUCAAUGGGAAGGAACACAGUGGGAAGGAACACAGUGGGAAGGAACACAGUGGGAAGGAACACAGUGGGAAGGAACUCAAUGGGAAGGAACACAGUGGGAAGGAACACAGUGGGAAGACACACAAUGGGAAGGAACACAAUGGGAAGGAACACAGCGGGAAGGAACACAGUGGGAAGGAACACAGUGGGAAGGAACUCAAUGGGAAGGAACACAGUGAGAAGGCACACAGUGGGAAGGAACUCAAUGGGAAGGAACACAGUGGGAAGGAACUCAAUGGGAAGGAACACAGUGGGAAGGAACACAGUGGGAAGGAACUCAAUGGGAAGGAACACAGUGGGAAGAAACUCAAUGGAAAGGAACACAGUGGGAAGGAACACAGUGGGAAGGAACACAGUGGGAAGGAACACAGUGGGAAGGAACACAGUGGGAAGGAACACAGUGGGAAGGAACACAGUGGGAAGGAACACAGUGGGAAGGAACACAGAGGGAAGGAACACAGUGAGAAGGAACACAGAGGGAAGGAACACAGUGGGAAGGAACACAAUGGGAAGGAACACAAUGGGAAGGAACACAGUGGGAAGACACAAAAUGGGAAGUAA
Procambarus clarkii (red swamp crayfish) is the source of this 3003-nucleotide messenger RNA. The record is from RefSeq and is a predicted model, not a curated record. Lineage: Eukaryota; Metazoa; Arthropoda; Malacostraca; Decapoda; Cambaridae.